Molecule: messenger RNA, 2412 nt
Organism: Esox lucius (northern pike)
Lineage: Eukaryota; Metazoa; Chordata; Actinopteri; Esociformes; Esocidae
Gene: abi3a
Product: ABI family, member 3a
Exons: 11
Coding region: 472-2037 (521 amino acids)
Biological process (GO): plasma membrane tubulation; actin cortical patch localization; endocytosis
Cellular component (GO): lamellipodium; actin cortical patch
Molecular function (GO): lipid binding; SH3 domain binding
Source: RefSeq, a predicted model, not a curated record
CAUAUUACUUUCUGGUUGAAUAUUUUUUUUAUGGCGGAUGAAACUUAUGUGACAUUAAUUUAUAGGGAAAAUAUGUAGGGGUCCAUUUAAUAUAUUAUUUAUUAUGCGCGCUCAUACACCUCGAGGCAGGACGAAAGAGCAAAUGCUUGACUGAGAACACUUGACUGAGAAACCGCAAAUGACAAACCAUUCUAGAAAGAGGAACACGACGCGAGCUAAACGACCCUAACACGGUUCUUAAAAUACGUUUCGCUUUGAGUAACAGUCGGAGUGGAAGAUAAGCGAAACUGCUUCUCUUUUUCAAUAAGGCAAGUCUGGAGAGUCCACAGCCCUACUUUUGAUGGUCUACUGCUUCUGCAAACUGAUGAUGUCUCCGCGAUAUCUAAAGUGAUUUUUGUUAGCUCAUAAAAGUCAUAAAAGUCAGUGGUUACCGUCGCCGCGGGUCUUCAAAUAAUUGCGCAGAGGUGCAUCAUGAAGGACCAAAGCAGUAAGGAUGAAAUUAGACAAAUAUUUGAAGAGGCUCCGUCAGCAAGACAAGCCCUAUUGGACAACCACAAGAACCUGUUGAAAGUGGCCGAAUACUGCGAGACCAACUAUCUGCAGGGAGGAGCAGAUGCGGCUAAGGCCCUGGAGGAGACGAAGAACUUCACCACCCAGUCCCUGGCCAGCGUGGCCUACCAGAUCAGCACCCUGGCUACCAAUGUCCUCAAGCUACUGGACGCCCAGAACUCCCAGCUCAGGCACCUGGAGUCCUCCGUCAAUCUUAUUGGACAGACGGUGGACAUGCACAGGGAGAAAGUGGCCCGGAGAGAGAUUGGGGUUUUCACCACAGCCAAGAGGGUUCCCCGCAGUCACAAAAUAAUCCCCCCGGCAACAGGCAAAGAGCCCAAACGGAAGUACACCCGCAGUUCUAUCGUCUACUCAGAUCUGGACACACUGGGACACGGGAUGAAGGACUCUGGCAGACUGCUGGACAGAGCAGGAUCAACACGGAAACAUGGUGGAACUAUCAGCAGGAGCAGUUCUAGAGCGCCCCCGGAGCCUGUCCAGUGUCCCGUGGCCCCCUCUAUGUCACAGGGGGGUUCUGUCACCUCUCUCAGUGACCGCUCCAUUGGGUCCAGCUUCGGCAAGGCCGUGGCUCCCCCUGUGGUCCCCAACUGGCCCUCAUCCCCGGACUCUGACAUCAUCAGCACCCUGCUGGAGGAGGACCCACCUCCGCCCCCACCCUUUUCUCUGAUGGAGAAUGGUGACGCUGCGAUGUCAGCUCCGCCUCCACCCCCUCCUCCCUUUGCACCACCUGCCUCCACCUCCCUGGAUGUCCCGGCUCCUCCUCCGUUGCCCCUGGUCAACACCCCUCCGGGCCAUGCUGGGAUCCCCCCUCCCCCGGCCCCACCUCCACUAGAGACUGUGGCUGAAGAAAACAGCUUCCCGCCCCCUAUGCCACCACCGUCUGAGGAGAUUCUCCCUCCUCCAAUCAGUGAGGGCCUAGGGCUCCCGGGCCCGCCCACUCUGCUGGGUGACCAUUUGGAUGGAGCUCCGCAGCCCAGACGGUCUCGUGUGCGCCGUCACCCUCCCAGCUCGCGCUCCGUGUCCCUCAGGGUCCGUACGGGCCCUAGCUCUCGCUCGCUCUAUACUCGCUCGCUAUUCCUGCCAUCCAUCCAAUCACUCAUGAUCCCCCCUCCCCCUCCAUACCCUCCUCCUCUCGCCCCUCCUGUGUCGCUGAGCCCCCUGUCCAGGCUGCCAGCCCGUCUGGAGCACCUGGAUCUGGUUAUCCCGGCGCCGCCUCCACCGCUGUUUUAUGAGGACACCAUGCCGCCCCUACCUCCCCCCGUGGAUUAUGACGUCACAGCCCCGGCACCGUUUAUGGACAAAGUGGUGGCGCUGUACAGCUACAACACUGGGAAGCAUGGGGACCUGGUUUUCCAGGAGGGAGACAUAAUCUACGUGACCAAGAGGAACGAAGACGGCUGGUGUGAGGGACAGCUCAACGGACAAGAGGGCUUCUUCCCAGGGAACUACGUGGAGUCCUGCACCUGAUGUCUGAACAAAUAGGCUCUGUCCCUGGACAACACCUUGACCCCUGAUUCUUCUGCCCUCUGCUCAGGGACCCCCAGGCAUAUUGCAAUGUUGUUGUAGCCCUGGACAGGGAACAUCUGAUUCAGUAAUCAAGGGGCUUGAUGAUUACCUGACAAGUCUAAUAAGGUGUGCCCCUACCCAAAAAUUGGCCAAAUAAUAUAUCUUGAAACAAAUGUCUUUUUCCAAGUACAUAUACUGAUGCAUAUGAUACAUUUGAAUAUGCACUUCAAUUCAUAAAAUACAGAUUACAAUUCAUAAAAUACUUUUGUUCGCUCCCUGUAUGGGAUUCAUGUUGAUGUAAAAAAAAAAAAAAAAAAAGAGUAUAAAACAUUUUUA